CGCUACUAAGCCUUAUCAAACACAACAGCGCCCCACAAUGGCGUCGCUUAAUCUAUGUGUUUACACUAAUGGUGUGUUCACACUAAUGAUGUGUUCACGGUUAUGAUGUGUUCACAGCUAUGAUGUGUUCUCGAUGAGAAGAGAACACCGAUUCCUAUGCUUGGAUAAGCUUAUACCUUCUCAUGAUCAAUACAUUGCUGACUACCACUUGACUGCUUGUCCAUCGUAAAAUAUCUGUUGCCAUCAAAAGAUGCUGUUAUUGACUUGAAAUUCUUUCAUCGUGACCUUCCCUCUUUCCUCAGUUGUUUCCCUUGUAGUAGCCGUCAUAAUGUCGCCUAACGAGAAUGAUGGAGACCUAGUGAAUGAAGCGACUCCAGCUAGGACUGAAGCCCUUUCUGAAGACCUCUAUAGAAGGCUGAUUGAAGUUGAUUCCCAAGGAAAGAUCGAAAGGUUCUCGUUUAAAAGCACUAAGGGGCUUCUCACCCAACUGAAGUACUCAUUUGGUUUAGAGAAAGUGCGAUCGAUCGAGCUGAGAGAUGCCACUACCGGUGCUGUGGUUCCUCUGUGCGACCUCGAGGAGCAGGGAAGAUACCACCUCAAGGUCCUUGGAUAUACUCUGGCGUUCCAUGAGGGGUUCUCGACUCAGUGUCCGGUGCAUAGGCUCAUUACUCUACCAGAGAUCUGUCGGCGUAUAAUAGACACGCCUUACUUUCAGCGCUUGAGGAAUGAAUCACAGCUGGGUUCCGCUGGAUAUGUCUUCAUGGGGGCUACUCACACUAGGUUCGAGCAUUCCAUUGGAGCUGCCUAUUUAGCGAAGAAGCUGGUCGAUCAGCUGAGCUGUAACCAACCUGAAUACGGCAUCGAUGAGGAGGAUAAGCUCUGCGUGAUCAUCGCAGGGCUUUGUCACGACCUCGGCCAUGGCCCCUACUCUCACGUUUGGGAUUCUCACGUGAACCCGGCCUUGGGCAUACACAAGGGCCACGAGGCUAUGAGUGUGAGAAUGAUGUAA
Perkinsus marinus ATCC 50983 is the source of this 1009-nucleotide messenger RNA. Its product is annotated as sam/hd domain protein, putative. Gene Ontology annotation, biological process: dGTP catabolic process. The coding region runs from base 329 to 1009 and encodes 226 amino acids. NCBI's taxonomy places the organism in Eukaryota, Perkinsozoa, Perkinsida, Perkinsidae. Gene Ontology annotation, cellular component: nucleus. The transcript is spliced from 6 exons. The record is from RefSeq and is a predicted model, not a curated record. Gene Ontology annotation, molecular function: dGTPase activity.